Molecule: messenger RNA, 2068 nt
Organism: Penicillium brasilianum
Lineage: Eukaryota; Fungi; Ascomycota; Eurotiomycetes; Eurotiales; Aspergillaceae
Source: the annotation of a GenBank genome assembly
CAGUCUCGCUCGUCGUGGUGGCCAUCGGACCGCUUUCUGGCAAUUUUUAUUUUAUCUCGAUAGCUUUCCCCAUCUUUGUUCGCUCUUACACCUUCCGAACUUGCGUCGCCGUUUACUCCAACCCGACUCCCAAAACACCCCCGUCUUCACAUUGCUAUACGUCAUGAACCGUCUCGUGACUCGAUUGCCAUGGCGUGUCAUCCCCCAAUGCCGCCCGACGACUCACUUCCUGCGAUUCUCGGUGGCUCCCAGUCCCAGCUUGGCUGUUCGACAGAGCCGUAACUUCACCAACUCCCCAGCGCUAUACAAGAAGAAAGACAAGGCGGCGAAGAAGGGUUUAAAUUCAGACGUCGAGUCGGAUCCUGCUGCAGCUACGGAGGAUCCGUUUGACCUUUCCACCCUCAAUUCGGGCAUAUCGACUGCCAUCUCCCGACUGAAAGAUGAUUUGUCCAAGCUGCGCGCGGGCGGACGUUUCAACACUGCGACUCUCGAAGUUCUGAAGGUCCAUUUGAGCAAGGAUAGCCAUGAUACCGUCAAGUUGGGUGAUUUAGCUCAAGUUGUACCCAAGGGAGGCCGGAUGGUGACCAUCUUAGUGGCGGAGGAAGAGCACAUCAAGCCCGUUACUUCUGCGAUCGUAUCCUCGAAUCUGUCCCUGACUCCCCAGCCUGAUCCUCAUAACGCCCUUCAACUGAAUAUCCCCAUUCCUCCCCCGACCAAGGAAUCCCGAGACAAGAAUGUCCAGGCAGCGAAACAGGCCUUUGAAAAGGCUGCAAGCGCCGUUCGUGAUUCCAGAGGCGCCAUGCACAAGCGACUACAAGACAUGCAGAAAAAGAAGCUGGCCCGACCUGACGAUGUGCGCAAGGCUCAUGAUCAUAUGGAGAAAGCUACGGAGAAGGGCCAAAAGGACGUCAAGGAGCUAUUUGAUGCGGCCAAGAAGUCUUUGGAACAGGCAUGAUUCACAACGUUACGCAACACCAGCGUGAGGGCCACAUUUUUUUUGUAAUAUAGUCACAUUGUAAAUCUAGAUACAAGAGGGAACAAAGGUGGUGGGCGAAUACCACCACCGAAAACACAUAGCGCCUAGUCGGAGAUCCAAAAAAAUUCGAAUGACAGAAUCAAUAUAAUACACAACAGCAUCUCCCCAUGCAGGAUGCUACCUAGGUAUCACUAGGAGCGCUUGACACGACUCGAAGCCAACAGAGAUUCAACCUUGGCGAGGAACUGGGGCCGCUUGCCAACUGUUUGAUAGGUUGCGUUAUUGCGAAUAUUUCUCAGCACAUCGCCCAUGAUAGCCGGCUGGUCCUUGCCAACCUCCAAAGAGGGGUAUUUUCCUUGCACAAAGGUCUCCAUCAAUUUUUGUGAGUGUUCGGCGCUGAUGGGGUUGAAUUUGAUAUCACGGGGCUUGACGGGCUCGCCCUUUUUCUGGGAGAUCUUGUCUGCUCGUUCUUGGGACAAGCGCUUGAGUUCCUCCAGAGCCUGGGCCUUCUCAGCCUCGCUCUCGAACAGAACGCUCUGUCCCUUCCAGAGACGUCUACCGAGCUCAUGAGGAGGGACGUAUCCGUUGGGGAAGCGGCCACUCAGGGCAGAAAGCUUCUCGAUGACGGUAGCGGAGCGAGCAUUCGCGUCCGUGGGCAAGGAGGGCCAAGUAUCCUUCAGUGUAGAGAAGUCAAUCUCCCGGGGCUCGUAACGAAUAGGCACCGGACGGCCCUUGGACUCUUGAUCCAGCUCGAGUUGUUUGAUAGCAGCAGCGGUGGCCUCGUCGUCAUCAAUGAUCUGCUCUGAACGGCGCCUUUUGUUUUGCCGCUUGGGUUUCUGGCCAGCCUUUCCGGCGAGCUUGCCCUUGCGACCUGGUACCUGCUUGCCGGGUGGCAUCCGCAGCCUAGGCUUGCGGAUGAUCUUGGGGGGUUCACCACCAGCACGAGGGGCUGCCAAUGACCGAGCAUCAAUUGCUCGAGCUGGACGGGGCUUGUUCUGGGCUCCGGCUCCAGCUCCGGGGGGUCUGCUGGAAGGUCGAGGCUUGCGAGGGGGGCCUGUAGUCGCCGGUCUCUGUUUUGGUUGGCCUUGCGCU